AUGAAUUACGUUCAUCCAAUUCAUCAAGCUGCAGGUCAUGAUGGGUAUUUCACUGCUGAAGAUAACUCAGUGUUUAUAAAAGCUACCACUCCUCAAGAAAUCCAAUUUUAUCAGCAAGUUCAAGAAUUUGAUAGUCCUAAUGAAGAUGAUUCUGAAUCUUCAUAUUCAGGUUCAAAACUAAUUGAUUGGUUACCAAUCUUUAUGGGUACCCUUUCUGAAAGUGCUAUUACUGAAAGACAAAUUGAUCAAAUCUAUCAUGUUGAUAUUGAUGAAGCCGCCUCUAAGAUUCCUGAUUAUAUUGUGUUACAAAAUUUAUAUCAUGGAUUUUCAAAACCAAGUAUAUUAGAUAUUAAACUUGGAUCUUUAUUAACUGAUCCCGAAACUACCACUCCUGAAAAGAUUGAAAGAUUAAGAAAAGUAAGUGAAUCAACUACUAGUGGUUCCUUAAAUUUAAGAAUUUGUGGUAUGAAAGUUUAUACGGGUCAAAAUGCCAAUAGUUAUCCCGUUGAAGAAAUAUUUCCAAACAUGUUAGAUACAUCAAUUGAUAAACAUACCGUUGAUAAAGAUUCUUAUAUUACAUUCAAUAAAGUCUAUGGUAGAUCAUUAGAUGUUAAUAAUAUCGCUCAAGGGAUUUUAUUAUAUUUUAAAUUAUAUUUUGGUAAUCAUCCACAUGGUAAAAGAAUAAUUUUUAAUUUAUUAACUACUUUCUUAAGAAGGUUUGAAUUAUUAUAUAAUUGUUUAUUAGAAUAUCCUAUUAGAAUCUAUAGUGGAUCUUUAUUAUUCAUUUAUGAAAGUGAUUUAACGAAAUGGACUGAAGAUGUGAUUUAUGAUACGGAAACUUAUGAAACAGCCGAUCCUAUGAUUAAUGAAUCAUUAGUUGAUGAAUAUGGUCAAGAUGAAGAUGAUAUUGAAGAAUUAGGUGAUUUUGCUACUACUCACGGUAUUAUUGAAAAAUUUGUUCCUUUAAGUAGUCUUCAUAUCAUUGAUUUUGCUCAUGCUAAAUUUGUUGAUGAAGAAUUAAGUUAUGAUGAAAAUUUCAUUAUUGGGAUUGAAAAUUUAAUUAAAAUCUUUAAACUGCUUAUUGAACAAUACAAAUAA
This is a messenger RNA of Scheffersomyces coipomensis, 1098 nucleotides long. It is a transcript of the gene IPK2, whose product is annotated as inositol polyphosphate multikinase. The transcript has a single exon. The record is from RefSeq and is a predicted model, not a curated record. Lineage: Eukaryota; Fungi; Ascomycota; Pichiomycetes; Serinales; Debaryomycetaceae. Bases 1 to 1098 code for a protein of 365 amino acids. Gene Ontology annotation, cellular component: cytoplasm; nucleus. Gene Ontology annotation, biological process: inositol phosphate biosynthetic process; phosphatidylinositol phosphate biosynthetic process. Gene Ontology annotation, molecular function: inositol-1,4,5,6-tetrakisphosphate 3-kinase activity; inositol-1,4,5-trisphosphate 3-kinase activity; inositol hexakisphosphate kinase activity.